Daldinia decipiens is the source of this 1652-nucleotide messenger RNA. RefSeq names its product kinase-like domain-containing protein. The record is from RefSeq and is a predicted model, not a curated record. NCBI's taxonomy places the organism in Eukaryota, Fungi, Ascomycota, Sordariomycetes, Xylariales, Hypoxylaceae. The transcript is spliced from 3 exons. The coding region runs from base 450 to 1580 and encodes 376 amino acids.
GAGUUAUUAGUAAUUACAUAAGAACUAGCAAUGGCAAGCGAGCCUUGAAUAGGUUUAUAUUACAUACAAUUGCAUAGAUCCCGCGAAUCAAGACUAUUACCUACUGCAUUAGACUUGAGUCAUUGGCCGAAGUGGCUUGACCUAAUCCAAUCAUAGCUUCAACUGCAUCAGGGCGCUCAGGACUGAUGAGAUAUGAAUAUGAAAAGAGUCAAGUUUUUGCUUGUCUAGACUAUAUGUAUAUAUAUACAUAUACAUAUAUCAAUCUAAACUUGUCUUCCAUCAACGAUAUCCUAUGGAAAAUAAGUCGCGCAGUUGAUCUUAGUUAUCCAGGUAUUCAGCCUUAUUCCACGAUUUUCGUACCGCGCUUAGUUUAACGGUGCUCAAAGCCAUUACGUUCUUAUAAUCGAACUGAUUUAAUUCACCCCCGAAAGAGUUUUUUAACUUCAAAUAUGACUUCGGCAAGCCGUGGGGAGAUCACAUCUAAAGUCCUUGAGAGUCUCAAAGGAACACCUUACGAAGCAUCGUCGCUCGAUGUAUUAUCAGGGGGAACUGCUAACUUCAUAUACCGCGCAACAUUGAUGCAGCCACUUGAAGAUGGUACGCAACAAGUUGCCGUUAAGCAUUCUGAGGACUAUGUUGCGAACUCACCGGACUUCAAGUUGACUCUAUCUCGUUGCCGCGUCGAAGAAGAAUGUCUCAAAGCGCUAUCAGCAUUUCCCAUCGUCGGCAAGGCAGAUGAGAGCGAUCCUUACCAUUUCAUCGUCAGGACGCCUAAAUUAUACCAUUUCGACGAGACGAACAACACCCAAGUUCAAGAGUAUCUACAGAACGGCAUUGAUUUAAAAACGCAUACCUUGACAGUUGUAUCCGGUGCUGAUCUAGAGACAACAAAGCACCAAAGUCUCCAGCUUGGCAAGGCGUUGGGAAGAUGGCUUAAAGGCUUCCACGACUGGGCGGCGCAACAACCCGAGCUGCGACGGACGGUAACCGCAAAUAAGGAGUUGCAGCAGUUGAAGCACAUAAUCAAUUCCUCAUGGCUUCUAGACCGAGUCAAGCAGUUCCCAGAUGUCCUCGGGGACGCUGAAGGCGUCUUCGAAGAGGUGGGGAAGAUGGCUGCGGCAGAGCUGGAGGACGACAAUCAGCUCCAGGUUAUCCAUGGCGACUUUUGGACGGGAAACAUUCUUCUUCCCAAGGCCCAAAUUAAGGAGGGAGAAGACGUGCCAAUGUUCGUGAUCGACUGGGAGAUGUCACAGAUAGGAAAGCCUAACCUCGAUGUCGGCCAAAUGCUCGCAGAACUGUACGAGUUGAAGCUAUACAAGGGUAAACCAGCCGGCCUAUUUAUGGUUCAGGGAUUUAUAGAGGGCUAUGGCCCAGUGAGCGAGGACUUUGCCUUCCGCACGGCGAUCCAAGUCGGCGCUCACCUGGUCUCCUUUGGGAUGAUAGUCCCGGGUUGGGGGCCGGUAGAGCAGGUUGAAGAAUGCGGACGCCUCGGGAGAGAUAUGAUAACUCGCGCGUGGGAGAAGGACCGCCGGUGGUUUGAAGAGAGCGAUUUCGCCUGUCUGUUUAGUACGACAGGAUGAGCAAUGCUACCUAUUGAACUGUCUCAUAGCUCAUAGAAGAGGAGAAGAAAUAUAUAUAGCUGUGAACUCUCA